AUGGAUUACUUUACUGAUUAUCCUGAGCUACUUUCUCGACACAUCGUUACCUACUGUUAUUUCAGAGUCCAUUACUCUGAUGCCAUGAAUACAUCGUAUGCUAUGUAUCCACCAAACUGCAGUCCAAAGCCACUUUAUGCAUCACUUGAACGGCUCAGACAAGUCGGAAUCAUUGACGCAGUUAACUUUACUGGUUGCCUACCACAGUGUGGUAUAUGUGAUCACCCUUUGAGUGAAUCUGACUAUGUAACAUACAAUAUUAUUGUAAGCGGUGUUAUUCUGCCUCUGAUCGGUUUAUUUGGACUCGUUGGAAACGGCCUUUCGGCGUUCGUCUACAGCAGACCUGAAAUGCGAACGUCAACAAAUCUUUAUUUAUGCGCAUUAGGCUGUUCCGAUAGUGCUGUCAUACUGACGGGAAUUUUUCUUUUCUUUCUUGAUAGUGUGCGAAAAUUUUCGCUCAACUUAACUCGAUUAUUUGGUGUAAGUUUCAAUUUAUUUUUUUGUUUUCACAAUUUAAUUUUACUUUUGGUGCUUCUCAAAUCUGUAGCUAAAGCGCCGUUUAUUCGUCGCUGCAUUGCUUUCGUCUUUAUAUUUGCUGUUCUUUACAAUAUUCCUCAUUGUUUUGAAGCCGUUGUUAUUGACUGUUAUCACGAAACCCUACGGGGGUCUUCGUGGGAGGUCUGCCCUGAAACGAUGAGGUACAACGAGAUGUAUCAAGAAAUUUAUUACAAGUAUAUGUAUGCCAUAUUCUUAGCUGUUGGCCCUCUGAUAAUACUGGUUAUAUUGAACACGUUCAUAAUUGGCGCAUCAAUAUUUGGUGCUGGAGGAACAAGUGCUGGAGAUACGAUAUCACUGAUCUUGGUUGUACUCCUGUUUAUCGCUUGUAAUGUAGCUGCUCUACUAUUGAAUACAUUCGAAGAUAGAAUAAUCGAAUCGAUUGGGCCAUAUAUUAACUACAUAGUUGACCUCUCGAAUUUACUUGUCGUUUUUAACUCAAGUUUCAACUUCAUCAUCUACGUGACAUUUUCACGGAGUUUCAAAGAGACGCUCUGUAAAUAUCUAUGUGGACGAAGUGCUAAGACAGAUUAUGGCACACCUUGCAUAACGACGGAGAAAGCAUCUGGACCGAUGCUGUACAAAGAAACAUUCGGUCGUCUACUUGCUGCUUCUCAACCAGAGGUACUUAUAUAA
Haemonchus placei is the source of this 1191-nucleotide messenger RNA. NCBI's taxonomy places the organism in Eukaryota, Metazoa, Nematoda, Chromadorea, Rhabditida, Trichostrongylidae. The record is from the annotation of a GenBank genome assembly.